AUGACGCAGGCCAUGACCCACGCUGCAGCCGCUCAACAGCAGGCGCAGGCGCAACUCUUGCGAAAGACCAUUGGCACUGCUCGAACUGGAUCCACAGAAAGCACUGCUUCGCUCUCGCAAACAAACAGCAGUCAGACACACCUUUCCUCAAACACUGACGCCGGAACCACUGGGGUUCACAAACCACCCAGAGGACAUCCCCAGCAACAGCCCUAUCCGCAUCCAGGAAUCCCCGUAUCCAGAAGCAGUGGAAGUACCGGAAACCAGUCACUCUACAAACCUGGAAAACAGCACAUGACUUCUGCAGGCAGCCAAGAGUUCGACCAUGAUCACCAGACAUUUGCCACUGCCACUACUGCCUCGGCUACUAUCUCGUACUCCACGGAUGAAGUGGACCACACCAACUCGGAUGUCAGUGAAGCUGGAAUGGAAGUUGUCAUGGACACGGAUGCCAGCAGUGGAGAUGAACGCAAUCUAGAAGAACAGAUACUCUCACUCUCCAAACAACCAAGGCUCGCAAACAAACCCAAGGAAGAACCAUACAAGAGCCACUCAUUCCCUGCUGGAAAACACACAUUCACCGUCGAUACACGAUACGGAUUCAUCAGGGUCAUUGGUAGUGGGGCUUAUGGAGUCGUCAUUAGUGC
This is a messenger RNA of Seminavis robusta, 647 nucleotides long. The record is from the annotation of a GenBank genome assembly. NCBI's taxonomy places the organism in Eukaryota, Bacillariophyta, Bacillariophyceae, Naviculales, Naviculaceae.